Messenger RNA from Salvelinus sp. IW2-2015, 10578 nucleotides. It is a transcript of the gene elnb, whose product is annotated as elastin b. NCBI's taxonomy places the organism in Eukaryota, Metazoa, Chordata, Actinopteri, Salmoniformes, Salmonidae. The record is from RefSeq and is a predicted model, not a curated record.
CAGCUCCAGUAGUCUGUGGGGGACAAACGCUGCUGGUUCAAUGAAAUGAUCUAUUCAACUCAGCGUGUAUCUCUCUCUUGCUCUCUUCAUUCAUUACAUACUGUCCCGCCCUUCAUCCUUUCUGUCUUUUGUUUCCUGUCUCUCUUACUUUUUAUCCCCCUCCUUCUUUCUCUGGCUGGCUGAGCCCUGAUAGGGGAUAAAAUCAGGAGUUUGGGAGAGGAGAGGGACAUUUGGGAGCGAGAUGGCGAGUGGGACGGUGGCGUUGUUCCUGUAUGGGUUCCUGCUCCUGUCUCUGUGGAGACCUUCACUGCAAGGAGGUGUGUACAUACCUGCUGGUGUAGGUGAAGGAGCUGGGGCUGGAUUAGGAGCUGGAGCAGGAGUCAGAGCUGGAUUUGGACCAGGUGGAGCUGGCACAGGUUUUGGGCCUGGUGGUGCAGGCACUGGAUAUGGGCCAGGUGGAGCAAGAACCGGAUAUGAGGCUGGUGGCGGAGCUGGAGUUGGACCAGGAGGUGUAGGUGGAGCUGGCGCUGGUCCAGGUGGUGCAGGCUUUGGCCCUGGAGCCGGUGGAGGUUACACCAAGCCAGGGAAGACGGGAGCUGGCUAUGGUGGUCAGGUUGUAGGCCAAGGCCAAGGAGGACUGGGGACUGGAGGUCUGGGGGAAGGAAGAGUUAGACCAGAAGGAGCUGGGGCCGGGCCAGGAGGUUAUGGACAUGGCGGUGGUUUAGGAGCUGGAGGCCUUGGAGCAGGAGCUGGCAAUGGAGGUUGGGGUCCUGGAGGACAGGGGGCUGGACUAGGAGCUGGAGGUCUGGGAGGAGGAGGUCUUAGACCAGGAGUCAGACCAGGAGGUUAUGGACCAGGUGGAGCUGGGGCUGGACCAGGUGGUUAUGGGCCUGGUGCUGGUCUUAGUCAGGGCGGAGCUGUGGCUGGAGGUCUUGGUGGUGGUUACGGACUUGGCGGUGGUCUAGGUGCCGGAGGCCUUGGAGCAGGAGCUGGAGGAAAGCCAGAGAAGGCAGGAGCUGGCUACGGUGGUAGAGAUCCUGGAGGACAGGGGGCUGGACUGGGUGUUGGAGGUUUUGGACCAGGUGGCUAUGGACCAGGUGGAGCUGGUGCUGGACCAGGUGGCUAUGGGCUUGGUGUUGGUCUUGGUCCUGGGGGAGCUGGUCCUGGAGUUUUUGCUGGUGGUUAUGGACCCGAUGGAACAGGAGCUGGCUAUGUAGGUCGCAGUCCUGGGGGACAGGGGGCUGGAUUAGGAGCUGGAGGCUAUGGACCAGGUGGAGCUGGACCAGGAGGAUAUGGGCCUGGUUCUGGUGUUGGCCAAGGUGGAGCUGGUCCAGGUGGUUUUGGUGGUGGUCUUGGAGCUGGCGGACAAGGAGACGCACUUGGAGCUGGGUAUGGAGGCCUCGCAGCUGGGGGACUGGGAUCCAGAGGUUCAGGUCAGGGGGCUGGAGGACUUGGAGCAGGCCAAGGUCUUGGAGCCGGCCAAGGAGAUGGAUACAGACCUGGAGGAGGCUACGCUGGUGCUGCUGGUGUUCUGUACCCUGGAGCUGGAGGGGAGGGGGCAGGCCAGAAACCUCCCAAAACAGGAGCAGGAAGUACACUAGGAGGAGAUGGAUAUGGGCCUGGUGGUGCUGGUGGAUAUGGGCCUGGUGGCGCAGGUGGACAUGGGCCUGGUGGUGCAGGUGGACAUGGGCCUGGUGGCGUAGGUGGACAUGGGCCUGGUGGCGUAGGUGGACAUGGGCCUGGUGGCGUAGGUGGACAUGGGCCUGGUGGUGCAGGAACUGGGCCUGGUGGCGCAGGAACGGGACCUGGUGGCGCAGGUGGAUAUGGUCCUGGUGGCGCAGGGACUGGGCCAAGUGGCGCAGGUGGAGUUGGCCUUGGUGGUUUUGGGCCUGGUGGCGCAGCAGUACCAGCUGGAGCACCAGUACUUCCACAGACUGGAGUCCCUGGGGGUGGAGCUAGAGAGAAGAGCGGUUGGAAGGCCAACAAACAAGUGCCAGGUGUUGGAGUACCUGGACUCUAUCAAGGUGGAAUAGUACCUAGUCAAGGUUUCGGAGGGCGUGGGGUUCUUCCAGGUGUUGCCACUGGAUCCGGACUUGCUCCCCAGACAGGGGCAGGUGUGCUGGGCCAGGGUGGAGUUGGAGCUGGCACUGGAGCUGGAGGUGGCCGAGGGAGUUUACAUGGAGUGUUCCGUGGAUAUCCCCUCAUAUCACCUAAAUCUGGAGGGGCUGGAGGCAAAUCAGCUAAUUCCCAGGCAAAGCUUGCUGCUAAAUAUGCUGGAGCUGGAGGUGUACUUCGUCAAGGUGGCAUGGCCAGAGCAGGAGGAGUACCUAGCGGUGUUCCUGGAGCAGAUGGGGUCCCUGGUUAUGGAGUUGGAGCUGGUGGUGUACCUCGUCAAGGGGGCGUGGCCGGAGCAGGAGGAGUACCUAGCGGUGUUCCUGGAGCAGAUGGGGUCCCUGGUUAUGGAGUUGGAGCUGGUGGUGUACCUGGUUACGGAGGUGGAGCAGGAGGCAUACCUGGAUUCGGAGGCGGAGCAGGAGGCGUACCUGGUUAUGGGGGCGGAGCCGGAGGCGUACCUGGGGCAGGGGGCGUCCCUGGCUCAGGUGGGUAUGGAUACCCAGGGGGUUACCCAGGUGGAGGGCGGUACCCAGGGGCUGGCCUAGGUGUAGGAGGUGCCUACCCCGGAGGAGCUGGAUCUAAGGCAGCCAAAUAUGGUCAGGGUGGAGCAGGCACUGGAGCUGGUGGUGGUCUAGGAGGAGGAGGUCCAUCAGCGGGAGCUGGUGCUGGGCUCAGCCAGGGAGUACCUGCAUCUGGGAUUGGAACCGGAAGACUGCCUGGUGGGGCUGGAGGGGAACCAGGAGGCGGUUACAGGCCUGGCGGUAGCUUCGGUCCUGGAGGUGGAGUUGGACCAGGUGGGGCCGGCUAUGGACCAGGUGGGGCCGGCUAUGGACCAGGUGGAGCUGGACCUGGUGGCUAUGGACCAGGUAGUGCUGGAAGUUAUGGAACGGGUGGAGGGGUUGGACCAGGUGGUGCUGGGGAAGGACAUGGUGGAGCUGGCUAUGGACCAGGUGGAGCCAGCUAUGGACCAAGUGGAGGAGUUGGUGGAGUGCCUGGUGGUGGGCACAGACCCGGAGAUGGUUUACCUGGUAGUGGUGCUGGUUACGGACCUGGUGCUGGUGUUGGAGGAUAUGAUGCAAAUGCCAAAGCUCGUAAAUAUGGUAUGCUAAGUGGUGUCCUUGGGACCCCAGGAGGAGGACAGGCAGCCAGCAUUGGAGGAGUACCAGGAGGGGGAGCAGGGACUGGAGUAGGCCAGGGUGGAGUGCCCGGAUCUGGGCUUGGUGGUGGUGGAGGUGUCCCUGGUGGUUAUGGUCCUGGCCGUGGAACCGGUGGUGGUUAUGGACCAGGAGUGGGUGCUGGGACUGGACUUGGCCAGGGAGCAGGGCCUGGAGCUGGGCUUGGUGCUGGUGGAGUGCCUGGUGGUGGAUACAGACCCGGAGUUGGUUUACCUGGUAGUGGUGCUGGUUACGGACCUGGUGCUGGAGGAUAUCCUGCUGGGGCUAAGUCUCUGAAAUACGGUCCAGGAGGAGGUGGAGGAGCUCCGGGUGGAGGCCUUGGUGGGAGAUUCGGUGCCCCAGGAGGAGGUCUGCCAGGAGGAGGCUACGGACCAGGGGCAGGAGGCGCCUUAGGAGCAGGGGAAGCAGGGGCAGGAGGAAGAGUGCCUGGGGGUGGAUACGGGACCGGAGCUGGGCCUGGUGCUGGGUAUGGAGCAGGAACAGGGCCUGGAGCUGGGUACGGUCAGGGAGCAGGAGGAGUCCCUGGGGCCGGAUAUGGACCUGGAAGAGGAUAUGGAGCCGGAUCAAAAGCUGCUAAAUAUGGACGAGGUGCUGGUGGGGCCGGUGGGGUCCUUGGAGGAGGAGCUGGACAAGGAUUCGGAGGGGUACCAGGUGGCUAUGGACCAGGUGGCUAUGGAGCCGGACCAGGUGGCUAUGGAGCCGGACCAGGUGGCUAUGGAGCCGGACCAGGUGGCUUUGGAGCCGGACCAGGUGGCUAUGGACCCGGGGGCGGAGCAGGAUCAGGAAGGGUGCCAGGUGGGCUUCCAGGAGGGUACAGGGGUUCUCCCUGGGGGAAAAGGGGCUACGGUACUGGAUCUGGAUUUAAGGCAGACAAAUACGGACCAGGUGGGGCAGGAGGGGCCCUUGGUGCUGGGGCAGCUGGAGGUGCAGGGGCUGGGACAGGAACAGGGGCUGGGACCGGAGCUGGGACAGGUGCUGGAGGAGGUGCAGGACCUACACCUGGCCCUGGCACAGGAGCAGGAGGAGAUGGCACUGUGACAGGAGCAGGAGGAGACAGGACAGGCGCAGGAGGAGCAGGCACAGGAGCAGGAGGAGAUGGCAAUGUGACAGGAGCAGGAGGAGACAGGACAGGCGCAGGAGGAGCAGGCACAGGAGCAGGAGGUGAGCCUGGUGGUGCCGGUGGGGUUCUAGAAGGAUCUGGAAGUUCUGGUGGCCCAGGAGAUGGUACCGGCCUCACAGCUGGAGGAGGGGUGGGAGACACAGGAAUCCCUAUCAUUGGAGGAAAACCAGAUAAAUCGGAGCUCGGAGGGACAACAAUCCCAGGUGGAGUUGCAGUGCCAGAAACUGCGGCUGGUGUUGUUCAACCCAGUGCUGGGGCUGGAGUUGAUGGGGUAGGAGUUCCCUCUGGAGGUUCGGGAACAGGCAUCGGUAUUGGUGCCGGCGGAAAACCCUCUAACGAAAGACAAGCAGGUGCUGCUAACGGUGAUAUCACUGGAGGGGGGACUCUACCUGGAGCUAAACCUCUGAAGGCUCCAAGAGGAGAUACACCUGGUGAAGGAGAGGGAGAUGCAGGAGGAGGAGCAAGAAGUGUUGGUGGAGGUCAUGAUGGUGCAGGAGGAGCAGGCAGUGGAUCUGGCGGUGUAGGAAGAGAUGGUGAUGGUAAAGGAGGAGGAGGACCGGGAGGAGCAGGGGGGAAAGACGGUGGUGCAGUUAGAGUGGGAGGAAGUCCUACCGGUGCAGGGGGAGCUGGAGGUUCAGGAGGUGGAGGAGCAGGAGUAGAACCUGGAGGAGUUGGAGGAGGUGCAGGACCAGGCAGGAGUGACAAACCACCCAAAGGUUAUGGAGCAGGUGGAGCUGGCAGUCUGGGUGCAGGAGGUGCUGGAGGAGCAGCUCUGGUCCCUGGGACUGGUGGUGCCGGUGAUGUAGGAGCUGGAACCCCCAAACCAGGAAAAAGCUACGGAGCUGGUGGAGUCCUGCCAGGUGGAGGUCUACGUUACCCAACUGGGGCUAGAGAAGGACUGGGCUCAGGGAAGCCAGGCAAAGGAUAUGGUGCUGGCCAAUUUGGGGCAGGAGGACGAGGUCCUGGAGGAUAUGGUGCCAGACCAGGCGGAUACGGAGCUAGUCCUGGAGGAUAUGGCACUGGACCCGGUGGUUAUGGUGCUGGUCCAGGCGGUUAUGGUGCUGGUCCAGGCGGCUAUGGAGGUGGGCCAGGUGGCUAUGGAGCUGGGCCAGGUGGUUACGGGACUGGGACUGGGCCUGGAGGAUAUGGAUCCAAGCCAUACAAGACUGGAGGUGCUGGAGCCGGUGGUGUUGGUGGAGGUCUGGGUGGAGCUGGCAGCCUGGGUGCCAUAGGAGCAGGACCAGGAGGAGUAGGUGGAGGUCAAGGUGGAGGUCAAGGUGGAGGUCAAGGAGGAGGUCAAGGAGGAGGUCAAGGAGGAGGUCAAGGAGGAGGUCAAGGAGGAGGUCAAGGUGGAGCUGGACCAGGUGGCUAUGUACCAGGUGGAGUUGGUAGCAGAUACCCCACAGGUGCUGGAACUGGUACAGGAACUGGCACUGGAAAACCACCUAAAAGCUAUGGGAGAGCUGUUGGAGCUGGGCUUGGUGGUUAUGGUGGCGGACCAGUUGGUUAUGGACCAGGAGGAACCGGGGCCGGACUAGGUGGGGCUGGGGCCGGGCAAGGUGGAUAUGGUGCCGGACCUCAAGGUUAUGGACCAGGUGGAGCAGUGCCGGGAGGAGCUGGGGUCAGACCAGGUGGAGCAGAGGCCGGACCUGGUGGCUAUGGUGCUGGGCCUGGAGGUUAUGGGCCUGGGGCUGGUCUUGGUCCUGGCGGAGCUGGUCCUGGAGGUUAUGGGGCUGGACCUGGUGGCUAUGGUGCUGGGCCUGGAGGUUAUGGGGCUGGUCUUGGUCCUGGCGGAGCUGGUCCUGGAGGUUAUGGGGCUGGACCUGGUGGCUAUGGUGCUGGGCCUGGAGGUUAUGGGGCUGGUCUUGGUCCUGGCGGAGCUGGUCCUGGAGGUUAUGGGGCUGGACCUGGUGGCUAUGGUGCUGGGCCUGGAGGUUAUGGGGCUGGUCUUGGUCCUGGCGGAGCUGGUCCUGGAGGUUAUGGGGCUGGACCUGGUGGCUAUGGACCAGGUGGAGCUGGAUCUCAUAAAUAUGGUAUGCUAAGUGGUUCCCUUGGAGGGGGACAAGCAGCUGGCCAGGGAAGAGUGCCAGGAGGGGGAGCAAGGACUGGGCUAGGUCAGGGAGGAGUGCCUGGAGGGGGAGCAGGUACUGGGCUAGGCCAUGGGGGAGUGCCUGGAUCUGGGCUUGGUGGUGGUGGUGGUCCGGGUGCUGGGUAUGGACCUGGCAUUGGAACUCAUGGUGGUUAUGGACCAGGAGGUGGUGCUGGGACCGAACUUGGUCAGGGAAGAGCCGGGGCCGGACCAGCUGGCUAUGGACCACUUGGAGCUGGUGCUGGACAGGGAACUGGAGCUAGAGGGUAUGACGCAAAUGCAAAAGCUCGUAAAUAUGGUAUGCUAAGUGGUACCAUUGGAGGAGGACAAGCAGCUGGCCAGGGAAGUGUYCCAGGAGGGGGAGCAGGGACUGGACUAGGCCAGGGAGGAGUGCCUGGAUCUGUGCUUGGUGGAGGUAGAGGAGUCCCUGGUGGUUAUGGUCCUGGAGCUGGAUUUGGACCUGGUGGUGGAACUGUUGGUGGUUAUGGACCAGGAGGGGGUGCUGGAACUGGACUUGGCCAGGGAGGAGUUGGGGCCGUACCAGGUGGCUACGGGACUGGGCCUGGUGGUUAUGGACCAGGUGGAGCUGGACAGGGUGCAGCGAAGCCAAACAAAUCAGGUUAUGGCUCCUCCUCCUUCGGUGGAGCUCUCUUUGGACCAGGUGGUGGAGCUGGUGGGGUACCUGGAGCUGGAGCUACCGGGCGAAGAGGAGGAGUACCAGGAGGCUACGGAGUAGGAGAAGCGGGACAAGCAGGGCAAAAAUCGAAGGCACAGAAGGCAGCCAAAUACACAGCCAUGCAAGGCUUCCUGGGAGCACGAAGCUACAGAGGGGGCGCCGACUGCCAGGGUAAAUACUGCGGACGGAGGAGGAAGUGAGAGAGCAGCAAAAAGAAGUGACCUCAUCAACAACAUUGUGGUGCUACUGCAUGAUUCCAGAAUGUACUGAUUUUCAACUACUAAUAUUUCCCUUUUUUUCUUUUAAAGUGUGAAUCUUGGACAAUGGCAAAACCAGAGCCUGUUUGAUCUUUUAUUCUGAAACUGUGAUCAUGUGUUUAUUGUUCCUCACCUGUACCCCUUUAGCCCCUCCUGUGUACCCCUUUAGCCCCACCUGUGUACCCCAUGUACCCAUUUAGCUCCACCACGAAUCAUGUUUGUUUAAAACACUGAUACUAAGGCGUCCCACAACGGAGUGCCUCUAGACCUGUCUGUAUGCUGACUAAACUGUCUGUUUUCUGAUUAAUGUGACUAACAUCCCUCUAUGAUGCUAUGCUAUUGACACACAGGCCCAGACUUACUCAACAUUUGCACCUGCACUUUUCAACACACCUAGUUUUUGUUCAAGUCGUUUAGUUGCAAACAUUUACUAAAUCUGGCCCAAGGCGUCUUGAGAUAUAUACACACACUGCUGCUAUAAGUUAAAAUCUUAGGAGAUAUCUUUAGUGGUCAUUUUACAACCACCAUUUUUGAUUUAGAACUGUGUUUACCCUGAACCCUCAAAAGCAGUGUGUGUGUCCACAGCAACGCUCAUGUUCUAAAUCUGCUUCUAGUUACAGCAGUUCUCAAAAAAAUUGAGCUUAUUGCUCUUAGAGCCAUUAGUAAAGGUUUUAAGAUCUUCUAUGCAGUCGUUUAUAAUGCCUUUGCAGAAUAUAUAUAGUAAGGUUUUAAUAAGCCUCUUGCCUGAAAUAUUAUCAACAUCUUUCUGAAUGGCUGUAUAACACUGAAUUGCUUUGAGUGUUUAGAAUAAUUAUUCACACCGAUAUGACUGUGUUCGUACAGCCAUAGUUGAGACGACUGAAAAUGUAUAUUUUCUUUGUUUAAAAUCCUCAUCUUGGCUUUACUGAGAGCAACAGUACCUACAUGUACAUUUGCAGUUGAUUAAAACGAAUAUUAUAAUCAUGCUCAUCGCCACAGAUUGGCCUGUUUUCAGACCUAUCACCAUAAAACAUAAUUCUGUUAACUCAAAUUAUUUGAGAAAACUGAUUGCCUUGACUCAUUAAAUUAAAGCAACACAUUUUUUGUAAGUUACCAGUACUCAGUUAAUUUAGUUUUAGUGACUUGACUGUUGACAAAAGCCCAAAUUAAACGAUACACGUUUUUUAUGCGUGUGAAUUCACGCAGGAAAUAGAAUGCAUGGGAAUGAAUGAGAGACAACAGAUGGGCCUCAACGGCGUCAUUGCACAUCAAAUUAGAAAGCAAGUCUAUUUCUCUCCACAUCUACAAGAAGCAAUGCUGGUAAAAUUUGCAAAUAAAUUGCCAUAAAAUAGACUGUUUGCAUCGUUAUGUCUGGAAAUGUGAAAUGUAUAGUUAAAAAGUGCCUAUUUAGUGUUGAUACGUUUAACUGCCAAUACAUAUUUGAAAACAAUGGCAUAGGAUUUCAAUCACAGGCAUAUAGCCUAGGCCAGGGGUCUCAAACCUUUUCUAGCAUGACUUACUUUAAAAAAAAAAAAAUGUACAUGUCGCUUCUCUUCUCCUCUCCCAUUCAACUCUCUAAGAGAAAGUAGUGCACUGUUUUCUGUCAAUAUACCUGGUAAAAUAAUGAUUAAUAAACAACUCCAAGGGGAGACCUGUAAAGUCCUUUUUUUUUUCUCCAAAAUUAUAUUUUCAAUUUCCCAAAAUACGUUUUCUCUGUUUUAUGUUUUCUGGUUUAAGAUUGUUUUUGAUUUUAAGUUGUUUGUUCUGAGUCCAUGUCAAUGGUUAAAUCUCAUCAGGAUACCUUUUUUUGGGGGGGGGGGUCUGGAGGAAAGCAAAUAGAUUUCCCCUUUAUUGUGCAUCUAGCGAGUAAGGAAUGUGCCGUCUAAUGUGGAUGGUUCUGUACUGCUGCUGCUGCUCAUUUCAUGGCAAAGUUAGUAAAUAACAAAUAGGUACAAAUGAUAUAUUUACUUAUGAUAAACUUCUGCCAGGGAAGCCUACUUUGCAGUUAACAUUUAAUUGAGAACGUUAUAGGGAAAGCAUUUCUGUCAGCCCACAAGACGGUUAUCGCAUCAACUGGCUACACACGGAGUGAUAGACAAACGCGCCACACCAUAUACAGUAGACAGACGGACAAUACUACCGGAAAUGAAUUGGCAGAUAUUGUGUAAGGUUUUAUUUUUUUAAGCCAGUAGUGGCUAACCAGGGGUGGGAUAACGUCAGUGUUGUGUUGAUUAGACAGUAGUUGGGAGCUUGCAGUGUCGGAUACUUGGGAGAUUUGUUUAUGACAGUUUGCGAUGGAACACAUGAAAAAUUACGUAUGUUUUCAGAAUUGUUUGGUGAGCUACUCAUAGGUGAGCUACUACCUACUGGUAGCUCAUGUUCGACCUGCUUGGAGACCCCAGGCCUUGGCAGACUACGGCUGGGAAACUCGAGGAACUAUGAUUUCAAGAGAGAAUAAUAUUAUGUAGGAAGAACAAGACUAGCUAAAUUCCUUAUAGACUGCUCGGGUAUAUUAGCUACAACUCUCCUCAUGUUCAUGAAUAACAAUUAUUUAGCCUGUGCAGGCAGGUACGGUGGCUCCCAUAGGACAUCUACGAUGAGUCAAAAGGAACACACAAAAAUAGUUCCCAGGUGCUAUAUAGUGAACAUAACAAAUACAACAGUUUAUUAUGGAUUAUCAUGACGAUUACGUUGGCAUACGCUACGCAGUAUAUGUGAAUUGACGCUCGCCUCUCGCAAACAAAUUUCACACCGUUGACAGGCGUCUCCUGGUGUAACUUCGGUUUAACACUGAUGCAGUUCAAGUCUUUUCACUCUGAACUUAAACUAUUUGUUUACUUUAGCUUUUUAAAUUAUGAAGAAAAAAAUGCUAAAACAUUUUUGUAGUGUUUAACCUACGAUUUCAACAAUGUCUACUCUUCUGAUUUAAAAAAAAUGAAGUGCUUUAUUUUUUUUUACAUUGUCUUUGAAUGCUCUGUAAUGCUAGUGUUACCUGAGGUUACAUGUUUAAUGAAACUUUGUAAUCUUGAGUUAUCAUCUAUGGGCUCUAGUGUUUAUAUCCUUAAGCCCAGACAGACAAACAACAUUGGUGUUUUACCUUAGAAGAGAAUGAUGCACUUUUUUUUUUUUACACAGUACACAGUUUUUAAAUAAAGAAAUUACUUGAA